UAUAGUGACAUUCUCUUUUCACAGAAGAUUCAUUGUUUAUCAUCAUUCAUCACCUCAGCUUUUCCUUUCUACCGCUGGACUAAUUUUCAAAAAGCAAAAGAGAAUCAAAAACACAAAGCAACCUCACAUCAACCCCACCACCCCAAACCUUCUGCAACUUCCACCUCCAUCCUAAUUCUUUCACCCAGACUCAUUCGAUUCAUCCAAGCCCUUAUUCCCUUCCUCAAAAUCAAACUUGCCCCUAAUUUAUAGCAACUAAAACUCCGUUAUUAUGUUCAUAUGUUGUUACUAUUUCCUUAAUUCUCUCCCUAAUUCUUGAAAGUUUCAAAACCAUGGAAAUAUGGAAUCCAUAUUCUCCUCAAAUUCCUCACCUUAACAACACCGACACCAAAAUCAACAACUUCACAUUCACACUUCCCCUCUAAACUCACCAACUAACUAAAAAUGGAGAUUCAGCAAACCCUAAAGCUCAUGGUCCACCACCACAACAGAGGAAAGGAAAACAACACACCAAAGCUGAAAUGGAGGAAAAUUUUCACUCUCCAACGAUCACCGCCGUCAUCAAAACCCAUCCAAACUCCACCGCCGGAAGAGUUCAUCUGCCCAAUCUCCGGUAAUCUAAUGGCUGACCCCGUGAUCGUAUCUUCCGGUCACUCCUUCGAACGAGCGUCGGUACAAUCAUGCAAGGAUCUCAACUUUACCCCUCAACUCUCCGAUGGAACCACCCCUGAUUUUUCCACCGUGAUCCCCAACCUCGCCCUCAAAUCCGCCAUCUCCAAAUGGUGCCACGCGUCAUCCACCCUCCUCCCUCAACCCCCACACCGGUCCCUCACCGACAACCUCGUACGGACCCUCAUUUUCUCAUCUUCCUCCCGCAAAAACAACGCAAACGAGUUAGUGGGAGAGAGAAUGCUAACAGCGAACCCUUCUUGUUCUUCUUCUUCUUCCUCCGUUGAGUCUAUUGCCACGUCAGCAUCGAGCUCCACCCCACCCGCUCAACUCACUGCGAAACCAAGCUUCUGCUACUCUUCACCUUCUUCCUCCGAACUCGAGCCAACAACCCCAGAAGCCGAAGAAUUCAUCUCGAAGCUUCGGAGCAAUCAAGUCUUCUUAAUCGAAGAAUCUCUGCAGAAUCUGAGGAAGCUCACUAGAACUAAUGAGGACUCAAGGAUCACACUCUGCACCCAAAGGAUGCUUUCGUCUUUGCGUGGCCUCGUUGCUUCGAAGUACAAAAUGGUUCAGGUGAAUGCCGUCGCAUGUGUCGUGAACCUCUCUCUGGAGAAAACGAACAAGGUGAGGAUCGUACGGUCAGGGUUAGUUCCGCCAUUGAUAGAAGCUUUGAGGGUUGGAUCCUCUGAGGCGCAGGAACACGCUUCCGGUGCGCUCUUCAGUUUAGCGCUUGAAGACGAUAAUAAAACCGCGAUUGGUGUUCUCGGAGCUCUUCCACCGUUGAUUCACGCGCUUCGAGUUGGGACUGAGCGGACCCGGCAUGACUCAGCCUUGGCGCUUUACCAUUUGUCGAUGGUUCAAAGUAACAGAACCAAAUUGGUUAAGAUUGGAUCGGUUCCGGUUUUAGUUGGGAUGGUUAAGUCUGGUCAGAUGACGGGUCGGGUUUUGAUGAUUUUGGGCAAUUUGGGUUGUGGGCCGGAUGGGCGGGCUGCAAUGUUGGAUGUGGGUAUGGUUGAAUGUUUGGUCGGGUUGUUGGCUGGGUCCGAGUCGGUUCAUGGAUCAAUAAAGGAGAGCUGUGUGGCGGUGCUUUACGUGUUGAGUCACGGAGGGUUGAGGUUUAAGGCCUUAGCGAAGGCGGCAGGAGUGGUGGAGGCGCUGGAGAAGGCAGAGAAGGAGGUGGGGAGUCAACGAGCGAAGGAAAAGGCAAGGAGGGUUUUCGAGAUGAUGAAGGGCAAAGAGGAAGAGGAGGAGGAAGACGUGGAUUGGGAGGAGCUACUCGACUCCGGUCUAGGAAGCCGGAGUCACAACCAGCAUGAUGGCGAGUUUGGCGGGCUAAAUGGGACGACCUCAUCCUCUGAAUUUUGAGUACAUCAGGACUGAUGGUCUGUUUUCUCAUUUUUGAUGUAAUUAUUUUAUUUUCUUAUUUUUUUUUUUAAAUCAAAGUGGUUUUAGACUUUUAGUUUACCGUUUGGUUU
Molecule: messenger RNA, 2144 nt
Organism: Arachis ipaensis
Lineage: Eukaryota; Viridiplantae; Streptophyta; Magnoliopsida; Fabales; Fabaceae
Product: RING/U-box superfamily protein with ARM repeat domain-containing protein
Biological process (GO): protein ubiquitination
Molecular function (GO): protein binding; ubiquitin-protein transferase activity
Source: RefSeq, a predicted model, not a curated record